Messenger RNA from Solea solea (common sole), 4242 nucleotides. RefSeq names its product v-src avian sarcoma (Schmidt-Ruppin A-2) viral oncogene homolog (gene src). Lineage: Eukaryota; Metazoa; Chordata; Actinopteri; Pleuronectiformes; Soleidae. Gene Ontology annotation, biological process: negative regulation of extrinsic apoptotic signaling pathway; osteoclast development; negative regulation of intrinsic apoptotic signaling pathway. The coding region runs from base 412 to 2061 and encodes 549 amino acids. Gene Ontology annotation, molecular function: ATP binding; growth factor receptor binding; non-membrane spanning protein tyrosine kinase activity. Gene Ontology annotation, cellular component: extrinsic component of cytoplasmic side of plasma membrane. The record is from RefSeq and is a predicted model, not a curated record. The transcript is spliced from 14 exons.
AGGAUUUGCCUUUCCUGAGCAAAAUCUGACACCGUCGGCGUCUGACGCGCGGAAAACCAGACCUCUUUAUUUUUAAAUGUACACGACCUUGUCUUACAUGUACAGUCCUUAGAAAACAGAGAAUAAAAUGUCUUCUUAGAUUCUGGAGUCUUCCUCGUCAUGUCCUCGCCGGGCCGCCCCUCCACUUGAAUGGGAUCUGCUCGCGUCCUGGACUCGUCUUGUGGCACCGACGGUCUCCUCCGCUCCCGUGUCUCCUCCUCCGGUGUAAAUGCUCGGUUGGCUCUCGCUCUCUCUCACACACUUUAGUCACUUCGUUGGUGGUUUGAUGCGGAAUCCGUUUGUGUGAUCGGUUUGGAAGAGACGACGCCAAAGCUCCGGUGGAACCUGCGCGUCAGGGCAUAGGCUUUGGCCAUGGGAGGAUCGAAGAGUAAACCCAAGGAGUCGGGCCAGCGACCCCGCAGCCUCGAUGGAAACCACAGCUCUGGAGGAGGAAUCGGUGGCCACCACCUCAACUCCAAUCAACAGUCGUUGACACCUAAUCGUAGCCCCGCUAUUGAUGGAGGCCUCGGUGGCACUCCGGGUAAUGCAGAGCUAGCUCUGUUUGGAGGGGUGGACAAUAACAGCAUCACCUCUCCCAACAGAAUCACACUGGCAGGAGGUGUGACGACCUUCGUGGCACUGUACGACUACGAGUCCAGAACGGCCUCGGACCUGUCUUUCAGGAAAGGCGAGCGUCUCCAGAUCGUCAAUAACACGAGGAAGGUGAAUUGCAGAGAAGGGGACUGGUGGCUGGCACGCUCCCUGACCACCGGAGAGAGCGGUUAUAUCCCCAGCAAUUAUGUGGCUCCAUCUGACUCCAUCCAGGCAGAAGAUCACCUCAGACUGACUCUAGAGUCCAGGUGGUACUUUGGCAAAAUCACACGCCGCGACUCCGAGAGGCUGCUGCUGAGUUUGGAGAACAGGAGAGGAACGUUCCUGGUGAGAGAGAGCGAGACCACCAAAGGUGCCUACUGUCUCUCUGUGUUAGACUACGACAACACAAAAGGUCUGAAUGUGAAGCACUACAAGAUCAGGAAGCUGGACAGCGGAGGCUUCUACAUAACAUCACGCACACAGUUCGGCAGCCUGCAGCAGCUCGUCAAUCACUAUCGCAAGCACGCUGACGGGCUGUGUCACAGUCUCUCAGACAUUUGUCCCGUGCUGAAGCCUCAGACUCAGGGCUUGUCCAAAGAUGCCUGGGAGAUCCCGAGGGAAUCGCUCCGUCUUGACGUCAAGCUUGGACAGGGCUGCUUUGGAGAAGUCUGGAUGGGAACAUGGAACGGUACAACACGUGUGGCGAUCAAGACCUUGAAGCCCGGCACCAUGUCCCCGGAGGCUUUCCUCCAGGAGGCCCAGGUCAUGAAGAAGCUGAGACACGAGAAGCUGGUUCAGCUCUAUGCUGUGGUGUCGGAGGAACCCAUCUACAUCGUCACUGAGUACAUGGGGCAAGGCAACUUACUGGAUUCCCUGAAGGGUGACAUGGGUAAGAUGCUCCGCCUACCUCAACUGGUGGACAUGGCAGCACAGAUUGCCUCAGGGAUGGCAUAUGUGGAGAGGAUGAACUAUGUGCACAGAGACCUCAGAGCUGCUAACAUCCUGGUGGGAGAUAACCUGGUUUGCAAAGUUGCUGACUUUGGCCUCGCUCGUCUCAUUGAGGAUAAUGAAUACACGGCGAGGCAGGGAGCCAAGUUUCCCAUUAAGUGGACAGCUCCUGAGGCUGCACUCUAUGGUCGUUUCACCAUUAAAUCUGAUGUCUGGUCCUUUGGGAUCCUGCUGACUGAACUGGCUACAAAAGGCAGAGUGCCCUAUCCAGGUAUGGUGAACCGAGAGGUGUUGGACCAAGUAGAGCGUGGUUACAGGAUGCCAUGCCCGGCAGAAUGUCCCGAAUCCAUGCAUGAGCUGAUGCUGACCUGCUGGAGGAAAGAGGCAGAGGAGAGGCCCACCUUUGAGUACCUGCAGGGCUUCCUGGAGGACUACUUCACCUCCACAGAGCCUCAGUACCAGCCAGGCGAGAACCUGUAACCGGGGCCAAACACAGAUAUGUGCAUGUGUUAUAUGCAUGCACAAAAGUGAGCAUGUGCAUUUGCUGUAGAGUGCAUGGACAUUGAGUACUUUAUAUUCGAGGGAGUGUGUGUAAAACAUAACCGAGUUUGGGUCCAGUCAAUAACUCUGACAUUAAGGAAUGGGAGGUCACGACAGUCACACUCUUCUUCACUUCUUGCCUCUUCCCAGAGUCACUGUCAGAUUCCUCGUCCUGUCGGCUAAUAAAGGAAAGGGCUGGUAUUGUUAUGCAACUUUUUGUCUGUCAAUCAAAUCGACACUAUUCAGCCAAGCAGGUUUCCUGAUGUGUCUGUCGCACGUAAGCCCAUUCUUUAUUAAUUCACUCUUGUAGUUUAGCACUUUCAACACUGUGGCUGGAAAGACUUCAACCACACAAUAAACUUAAGAUACAUAAGUAUUUUCCUGCUGAAAGCUACACUACAGGAUCUAUUUUUUACUACAUUUUCUAUUGGGAUCCAAUCAAAACACACGCGCGCUCAGACCUUGUCUUCCAUUUUGCCACUUGAGAAGCAACUGUACAAUAAAUUUCUACGAUAUUUUUUGGUGGAUAUUGUUGUUGUUGUUGUUAUUAGACCUGGAGGAACUGUCGACGACGUUAUAACAGUGCUUCCCCCCACCGCCCCGUGCAUCACUGAGACAGGUUAAGACAAACACUGGUAUGAGAUUCUCAAUAAGGCUCUAACAGCCGUGGGUCCUGUGUGAUCCCAGUCGCCAGUUGGUUUAUUGCUGUGAACAACGUACAUCUUGAAUCUUGACUUUACAGAAGAGGCGAGGCAGAGUUUGUCUCUCCAUUUUCUAAGUGUGACUUUUUCUUACAAGCAAAAUGCUACUGAUCACAAGAGGGUGGAGAAUUUUACUGCAAGGUUUUUUUUUAUUUUUAGUCUAUUUUACUGUUCUGAACUGAAUUCUGAUUUGUGUAAGCAGAGGAUGUGAUGUUCCCCAGAAAAGAUAAUCCAGUGCUUUGACAUCCUGCACCUGCUGGCUCACCACCGAGGUUUCAAGGCUUGAAACUGAAAUGAUUUCACGUUUGUUAACAUGAAGAUUUGUAUUUCUAUUCGGCCUUCUUUUGUUUUCUGUGAGUACAGUCUUACACUGGAGAUGCUUUGUUUCUGUCAGUUCCUGCAGCCUGCAGGGUCAGACCACACGGUAUGCCCAUAAACCGCAUGCGUAGCAGAUAAACUGCCAUCUUGAAACUUAAAUGUAAAUAUUUUUUUAAUUGUUUUUGUAUAUAUCAUCUAUGUAAUUUAUUAAUUUUUUUUUUUGUUAAAGAAAAGCCCAGUUGUUUAUUUUGCUGUCAUUCAAAAUUAAAUGUUCAUGGUACUUUUAUGGGAUAAAUAUCUGACAGUAAUGGUUUAAAAUAUAUAAAUAUAAACAACUUUUUGGUUUCCAGUAUUUGUGCAUGUAUUUCUGUAAACCUAUCUUGGUUGUACAAUUUAAAUAUUACUCACACAACUGAUCCAUAUCCCACUGUUCACCUUGGAAAAUAGAUAAUACUGACGAUACAAUCAACACUUGUUUUUGAUUCAGUGAUCACGUCGGUGCCGCUUCUCAGGCCAGCAAACAAUCGGGUUAUCCACUAUCUUUUCAGAUAUUUCUGUUUCUUUCUGAGCUCACUCGAUCCGUAUGGUGUGUGUGUGUGUGUGUGUGUGUGUUUAUGUGUCACAUCUAUACAUCUGUGCUCUGUUUUAUAAAACACUUCUACUCAGAAGAUAACGUGACUGCCUCAAAUGAAAGUAGCCUGAUUGUUUGUGUUGUGUCUACUCUGUCCUGUGGACAUGGGUUAUUCCACAAGAAAACGCAUUGAUCUGAAAGGAUGAAGUCUGGUUGUCCAGCAUCAUCCUCUUCUUCCUCAGACCGGUGUCAGUGAACGAUACAUGGGAAAGGUGCACAUAAGGGGUCAUGCUGUCUGUGUGCGGCCUUGCUUCUCAGCCAAGGACAUUUCCUGUGGGGUUCCUUUCUGGCUAUGCAUAUAUAAAUAUAUAUAAUUUUUAUAUAAUUUUUUUCCCUGUAAUAUUACAAUAUACUGUAUAUUUACUUUUUUAUUCAAUGGGAAUUUUCUGAUAAAAAAAAAAGUUCUUUGAUAAAUCCUAAGGAACACUGUUCACACAUUUGAAAGGUUGUUUGAAUAAAAGUCGAAUUUUA